Neurospora tetrasperma FGSC 2508 is the source of this 339-nucleotide messenger RNA. RefSeq lists its product as uncharacterized. The transcript has 3 exons. The record is from RefSeq and is a predicted model, not a curated record. The coding region runs from base 1 to 339 and encodes 112 amino acids. NCBI's taxonomy places the organism in Eukaryota, Fungi, Ascomycota, Sordariomycetes, Sordariales, Sordariaceae.
AUGUCGCCGAAUAUCAAUGGCCGACACGUAACCAGAAAGAGCGCGGCUAGCGAUUUCCUCAAUUCCUGCAUCGACACGAUCCAAUACGACAACGCCGCCACAAAAAAUAGGCAGGAAGGCACAAGCAACAAUGCCAUCACCGACCUGACCUCUACUCUUGCUGCCUGCCGCUCCUCGAUCGCCGGUUACUCUUUUCGACACUGCAUCAUUGAUGUAAGGUCGAGUCAGCUUACAAUGUCAAUCUCGGAAAACCAAAUGAUUUGCUAUGGAACAUGCAAAAUCUCGUCUCCCAACCGCCAACCCUUCACGUAUCCUCACGACUCCCUCAACACACCGUAA